Schistosoma rodhaini is the source of this 459-nucleotide messenger RNA. The record is from the annotation of a GenBank genome assembly. Lineage: Eukaryota; Metazoa; Platyhelminthes; Trematoda; Strigeidida; Schistosomatidae.
AUGAGGCAGCCAGCCCAGAAGGCUACUUAUGCUGCUUUAUAUUCAUUUCAAGCACAGGAAGAGGGAGAUUUGUCUUUUCAGAGGGGAGAUUUGUUAACGUUUAUAAGACAAAAGCGGGAGUGGAUUCUAUGUAAAUCAGGCGAUAACCGUAUCGGUUGGGUUCCUUCAAAUUACUUAACUCCGUUUACACCUGAAAUUGUUGCUAGAUUAAAGGGUCUUGGUGACCAACUUGGUUUAACCUAUUGUCAUAUGCUGAAAUCUGUUCAGUUACCAGCUACUGGGAAGGUUGUAAGGGCUAGAAAUCCCAGUAUUUUCGCGACAAAUCAUUUGAAAGUGGAGUGCGAUGACGAAGUUCAAAUCAGGAAACUACUUCCUGAUGGAUUCUGUGAGGUCUGGCGAGAACGUGAUCAAGUUGGCGGCUUAGUACCAAUUAACUUCCUUAAGAUUGAAUGUAAUUAA